AUGCCCAGCUAUACAGGAAAAUGCGUUUGUGGCAACCUCAAGUACAGCGUCUCACUAAGCUCACCCGAUGACGCACGAACAUCACUAUGCCACUGUGGAAGUUGCAAAAGAGCAUUUGGAACUAACUUCGGUCUUACCACGAAGGUCGUACUUGAUGGUUUCACCUACAACCAAGGCAAACCCAAGACUUUCAAGCAGGAGAAUGGUGUAGUUCGAGAGUUUUGCGAUAAGUGCGGUGCUUUCAUCUGCGAAUAUGGUGAACAAGCUGCGGACAAGUUUCGAUACAUCAUGUGGGGAACUUUUGACGAGCCCGACAAGUUCCCUCCUAAGGGGGAGUUCUUCUGCAAAUAUAGAGAGAGCUGGAUGCCAGAAGUACCAAGCAAGUCGAUGAUUCCUAUGUAG
This is a messenger RNA of Fusarium musae, 402 nucleotides long. RefSeq lists its product as uncharacterized. Gene Ontology annotation, molecular function: carbon-sulfur lyase activity. NCBI's taxonomy places the organism in Eukaryota, Fungi, Ascomycota, Sordariomycetes, Hypocreales, Nectriaceae. The transcript is spliced from 2 exons. The record is from RefSeq and is a predicted model, not a curated record. Bases 1 to 402 code for a protein of 133 amino acids.